Lytechinus variegatus (green sea urchin) is the source of this 2716-nucleotide messenger RNA. RefSeq lists its product as uncharacterized. NCBI's taxonomy places the organism in Eukaryota, Metazoa, Echinodermata, Echinoidea, Temnopleuroida, Toxopneustidae. The record is from RefSeq and is a predicted model, not a curated record. The transcript has 15 exons. The coding region runs from base 90 to 2111 and encodes 673 amino acids. Gene Ontology annotation, molecular function: metal ion binding.
GCUGUGAUGACGUUCCUUCGGAUUCGAACUCGAAGUAAUAAUUUGGCAGUGCUAUGAGAGAACUUCAUUUGGCUCACUAGACUAGGAGGAUGUUCAAUUUCCCUGCACUCAAAAGAUUUUUUGAGGGUCACAUGGGGUCAGAGGUUCCAGCGGAGGUCAGCGAUGAGUGGACAGUUAUCCAAGAGGGUCUUGAAAUGUUUGAGGAGUGUCCAGAAUGCAAGCCAUCUCCUUCCAGUUUGAAGACUAUUACCCGUGUCCAUUGGAAGAAGGGUGCUGAUUGCCAUGUCUGUAGCAAUGCGGAAUGUAAACAGAACCUGUGGGCUAUUUCAAAACAUCAUUGCAGAAGAUGUGGAAAUGUCUUUUGUGGAAAGUGCACCCAAUUCCGGCGAAAUCUGUCUCCAGAUGCUGCAUACGAUCCGAAUGGUUGGCCUCAUAAGGUAUGUGAGAAGUGCUUCUAUGACGACCCUCAGACGGUAGGAUUCAGUAAAAGCCAUAGAGAUUACUUUGAGGGAUGGCGAGCAGCCAAGCAUCUAGAAAGCAAGGUCCUCACCAGACCGACAAUUCUAUGCAAUCUGAAGAACCUUGUUGAAGGCUUUGCCUGCCAUUACAAGCCUCCUCCCCCACCCCCUCCGGACAUAACCACCAGCCCAGUGGAUCCUUCCACGGCACCCUCUUCCCAGCUCCGCAAGCCACGCCUGGCAACCUCACUCUUCAAAGGUGUAUCGGCGGUGCGACAAGGGGUGAGCGGGAUACAGAACGCUCCCAGGUGGAUGAAGCAAAGUGUGGUGGACCUUCACAAAGCACCUGGACGGGUUGCCAAGGGCGUGUCGGAGGUACCGGGGAGGGUCAAACAGGGUGUGACCGGUCUCAAGAAGGCAGAGACGUGGAAGAAGAGAGUGGUCCCAGAAUGGCAGAAACCACCUACAUGGGUGGAGGAGGGAGCUUCGUGCCAAUGCUGCGAUCGUCCCUACCCACCGUUGGAACAGCGCCACAACUGUCGGGUCUGUGGCAAGCUCGUCUGCAAAGCCCAGUCCUCCUUAGACCUGCUCCUCUACAAACCAGACCCAAUAGACCAGGUCUUAGCCGGGUCCCAUGCUCGCUGGGCCCUCAUCCGGGUAGUCGGGAGUCCUGAAGUAGAACCAGAUCACCAUCUCUACCUUAGGAUCUGUCAACCUUGUCGAGAUCACCUACAGAUCAUCCAAGUAGAGGAGUACCAUAGACUCAACAAAGGUCAAGGGUUGGUCAACCUCUGCUGGCAACAGAUGUUGGUCACCUAUCAAGAUAUCAUGGGUUUACGGUCAAAGAUUGACCAUGAGCUUCCAGAGUUCCAGGAGAUUGUUGCUCAGGCGGAGGUCGGUGCUGGAAAUCCGGAAUUUAAAGUUAAACCAGACUCGGACAACAAAGAUCAGCUAGCUAAUUAUCAGAGUGAGAUAUCUCAUCAUUUAUCCUCGUUGGUAGCAGUCAUCUGUCGUCUCAAAGAACUCCACCCUCAAACUCAAGGCCAAGUUAAAGUACUCAAGAAUAUUAUCAAGUGCCAACAAAGUUACUACAUGGAAAUGAGCACACAGUUCAAACAGCUACUAGCACAGCUCAAACAAAUCACUCCCAAAACAGUUCAUCAACAGAUCAUUGAUCUUCUGGAAACUGAGGCAUUGAAUUCUGCGUGUGCGUCAUUGAAUCAGCUUGAAAUGGAAUGUAGAUACCUGUGUGAGACGCAUCAUUUAGACAUCAAUAUACCACUUAUUAUCAAGGAAACAGCUGAGGUUGUAGAAAUUGAGAUUAAAGACAAGAUGGAAGAGACCGGAGCAGAUUGGUCGGAACAAAAAGAAGAACUUGAAGAGUUUGUUUACAUACAACUGGAGGGGUUACCAGAGGCCAACAUACUUCCUCAUCGGAUAAUCCAGCCUUCUAAACAUCUUCUUCGUCAUCUUGGUUCCUACUACCUUCACUGGCUGGUGAGUAGGAAGGCUGUGGAGGUGUUCAGGAAGAUCAGGCUACAGCUGAUGAUCAGGAAUGCUGCCAAGGCUAGUCUGCAGGCGACCAGUCAGUCGCUGGAGAGAUUGACGCAGAGUAUACAAGAGGAGGCACAUAAAGAGGAACAGAAACAUUGAAGAGAAGAGAUCAGGGAACGUUUCAUCUUCAUUUUGUUGUCGUGAAAGGAUUGGCGUAUCCUUGAAUCGACAAUGUCUGUUUUAUCCGAUCAUAAUUACAGACACCACAAAAUCCAGGAAAAGUAGUCAAAAUCUGACAACUUAUUAGAUAAUGAUAAAAAUGAUAGUUUGAUUUAUAUAGCACUUCUAGCCAGAAGAUACAACGCAGAAAUAUUAUUAGCCGAGGUUUGACUAGAGCUACCACUUUAUCACUUGGUUCAUUCAAGGAAUCAAUCCUGUGGGAUACCUACUCAACACACCUGGGUCGAGUGCAACGCGGCAGUGUGGAUCAGUUUCUUGCUGAAGGAUAACACACCAUGGCUGGAAAUCGAACUCGUGACCCUUUGUUAGAAAGACAAAGGACAGAACCACUAGACAACGUACAUGUAGUUCUCACAAAUGUUAAUGAAGAGCUCUCCAGAUUAGAUGUUCAGAGCAUCGGCUCACAGCCUGUCCUUGGUUUUGAUCGGCUGGGAUAAAUCCAUAUGUGUGUGUUACCAUGAAUAUUGUCAGAGCACUGGUGGCUUCAGAGGGGGGGGGGCACAUCUGGCCCUUGCUCCCCCCCC